Ichthyophthirius multifiliis is the source of this 810-nucleotide messenger RNA. Its product is annotated as protein kinase domain protein. The record is from RefSeq and is a predicted model, not a curated record. Gene Ontology annotation, biological process: protein phosphorylation. NCBI's taxonomy places the organism in Eukaryota, Ciliophora, Oligohymenophorea, Hymenostomatida. Gene Ontology annotation, molecular function: ATP binding; protein serine/threonine kinase activity. The transcript has 3 exons.
AUGAACUCUAUAUAAUAAAAAAAUGCCUUUAAUUCAGAUAAGAUAGGCCCUAAUAGCUUCCUUGUACAUGGCUUAAUUGGAAAAGGGUCCUUCGGAGAAGUCUAUUUAGUCGAAAAAAGCGAUUAAGGGAAACUUUAUGCUAUGAAAGUGUUACAUAAAUCUAAAAUAAAUAAAUAAAAUUUAGGUUAAUAUGCUAUGUCAGAACGAAAUAUACUUAGUUAUAUAAAACAUCCUUUUAUAGUACAUUUAUAUUUUGCCUUUUAAACUUAAGAUAAGCUUUUUUUGAUUCUCUAGUAUUGUCCAGGAGGUGAUUUGGGCGAGCUAUUAAAAAAAGAGAAAAAAUUUUGCGAAGAAAAAACUAAAUUUUAUCUUUCAGAAAUUAUUUUGGCAUUAGAAUUUUUACAUUAAAAAGAUAUAAUAUUUAGAGACUUAAAACCAGAUAAUAUAGUACUCGAUUACGAAGGACAUGUUAUGAUUACAGAUUUUGGAUUGUCCAAAGAAGGAAUUAUUGAUUAGUGUAUAGGCGCUAAGUCUUUUUGUGGAAGUUAUGCUUAUUUAGCGCCAGAAAUGCUUAAAUAAACUGGACAUGGAAAAGCUGUAGAUUGGUAUUUGCUAGGAGUUCUAAUGUAUGAGCUUUUAAUAGGAGAACCACCUUUUUAUACUUCAAAUAAAGAUAUAUUAUUAAAAAAUAUAGAAGGUGGAAAAUUAAAUAUACCAGAGUAUUUAUCAUUAGAAGCUAAAUCUAUUCUGAAAUCAGAAACUAAUAAUGAAUACUCCACAUAGAUAUAUUAGAUUAAAAACAUAGUUUGA